Messenger RNA from Dictyostelium purpureum, 441 nucleotides. RefSeq lists its product as uncharacterized. The transcript has a single exon. The coding region runs from base 1 to 441 and encodes 146 amino acids. NCBI's taxonomy places the organism in Eukaryota, Evosea, Eumycetozoa, Dictyosteliales, Dictyosteliaceae. The record is from RefSeq and is a predicted model, not a curated record.
AUGAAAGAAGAAAAUAAAAUUAAAAAUCAAUUUAAAAAAAUUAGAAAUCAACAAAAUAAAUUAAUAAAAUAUCAUAAACUUAAUUCAAUUAAAGAACAUAUUCAAAUUAUGGAAAAAAUAUUAUUAUUUUUAAAAAAUAGAAAUAUUAUUUAUAAAACUGUUAUUAAAACCAUUAGAACAUCAAUAGAAUCAAUAAAAGCUUGUAUACAAAUAUUAAAGGAAAAUAAAAUAGGAAAUCAAAAAGAAGAAUUGAUUCAAUAUCAUAAAAUUAAAUCAAUUAAAGAACAUAUUAAAAUUAUUAAAUCAAAAUUAUUAUUUUUGAAAAAUGGAAAUACAGAUGAAACUAGUAAUUUGGCAAUUUCAGAAUCAAUAGAAUCAAUAAAAUCAACAAAAAAAUGUAUAAAAAUUUUAGAAGAAUUAUUAAUUUUCCAUAAUUUAUAA